CAAACGCCCGCCAAUCUCACCACACAAUCACACUCAACCGCGCAACCAACAAGGGUCCCAGCACUCAACAACAGCCACCGGCCCGAUCAGAGAUUUCUGUUUACGCAAUCAGGAAUAAAAAUAUCUGCUCACGAAGUGGAAUCUGUCCUGGCCUGGAUUUUGAGGGUCAUCGGAUCACUCAAUCAUCAAUCAACCCCACACCAUCCUGCACUGCACUGCAUUCACCGAGGUGCAGUCCCGUCACGCCGAGUCCAUCCAUCCCGGUCCGCACUUCAACCUAGGGAGCCCAGGAACGGCCGAGCUGAAUCUGAACCCGCACCCGCAUCUAAACCGGAGUCGGAGCCGGAGCCGGAGCCGGACCUGAAUAGUCCCACAAUACCGGAUAUCAGCCCCUGAACCUACCGGACACCGGCUUUCCAAGAAACCACAUCCGGCUACACUUCCGAAUUCAGGCAGUCCGUUAAACACGGGCAACCAACCUCAUUCGGCGACAACAACAACAACCACCACAAAAAUGACAACCCUCAACACCCCCAACUUCGCCGCCCCCUCCUCCCAUGGCCGCCCCUCCUCACCCCCUCAAUCCCAGACCUCCUCACCCAUCUCCCCAAAGUCCACAAACCACGCCUUCCCCUCCAUCUCCACCAACCUAUCCACCAACCCCCCUCCUCCCCGCCUCACCACCACCACUUCUUCCCAACAGUUCCCCUCUUCUAAACAAGACGACGAUGACAUCUCCGACGACGACGACGACGACGUAUCCAACCUCCCCUUCCCCACCGCCCUCCCCCGCCCCUCCUUCCUAACCCCCCACUUCUCCCCCCUCGCCUACCUCGACUCUCUCUACGCUUCGUCCUCCUCCUCUCCUGAUCCAACCAGCACCAACGCCAACGCCACUGUCGUCACCACUAUCACACCCUUCAGCCAACGACACCAAACCCUCCCUGACCUGCGUUCGGAACUGCAUACUCGCAGCCUGGCAAUCAGUUCCGAACUUCUGGAACUCGUCAACGCCAACUAUACCUCGUUUUUGAGCCUAGGGGAUGAACUGAAAGGGGGAGAAGAGCGGGUGGAGGAUGUGCGGGUUGCUGUUUUGGGAUUUCGAAGGGCAGUGGAGGAGGUGAGGGGUAAAGUUAGAGAAAAGAGGGGGGAGAUUGGAGAUCUAGUCAAGGAGUUGGGAUGCGUGCGGGGUGGGGUUGAGUGGGGGAGGGGGGUGUUGGAAUUGGGGGAACGGGUGGAGGGGUUGGAAGUCAAAUUGAAUAUGGGAAGUUUGGGGAGUACGGGGGGAAGUGGUGGAGGGGUAGGAGGGGCAGGAGCGGAAGCGUGGGUGAAAAAGGGGACGAUUAAUGCAGAAGAAGAUCGGGUGGCGGAAGAGGAUGUAUAUGAAGGGUGGGAUGAUGGAUCGGAGGAUUUCAAGGAGGAAGUGCUUGAUGAUGAUGGGGAAGGUGACGAGGAGAGAGAAGGGUUCGUGGCGAGUAGUCCGGCGGAGUUGGAGGCGCUGGCGAGGGAAUAUGUCAAGAUUGAGCAGAUGGCGGAUAGGCUGGGUGGGCACGAGGUGCCGUUUGUGAGGAAGAUGGAGGAGAGGAUGAUUAGGUGCCGGAAUACGAUCCUGUUGGAUUUGAGUACCGCGUUGAAGGAGGCGAGGAGGGCAGGUGAAAGGGGGAAGAAGAGGGUGGUUAGGUAUUUGGGUGUUUAUAGACUGUUGGACGCGGAGCAGGAGGCUGUUAGGGUGUUGAAGGAGAAAUAGGUCUAAUGUUAGAAGCAGAUGAUGGAUGGUUCAUGUGAUAGAUGGCUGCUGCUAAGGGGUUAAAAGUACAGUUCUGAAGGACAAUUAAUACACCUAAUACUUGCACAUAUACACAGAGAACAAGCACAAGGGCAUACCCAUGUUACCAACCG
Molecule: messenger RNA, 1899 nt
Organism: Neurospora crassa OR74A
Lineage: Eukaryota; Fungi; Ascomycota; Sordariomycetes; Sordariales; Sordariaceae
Exons: 1
Coding region: 515-1747 (410 amino acids)
Biological process (GO): intra-Golgi vesicle-mediated transport; protein transport; Golgi organization
Cellular component (GO): COG complex; membrane
Source: RefSeq, a predicted model, not a curated record